Oryza brachyantha (malo sina) is the source of this 2271-nucleotide messenger RNA. RefSeq names its product pentatricopeptide repeat-containing protein At4g38010-like. Gene Ontology annotation, molecular function: protein binding; RNA binding. Gene Ontology annotation, biological process: RNA modification. Lineage: Eukaryota; Viridiplantae; Streptophyta; Magnoliopsida; Poales; Poaceae. The transcript has a single exon. The coding region runs from base 134 to 1915 and encodes 593 amino acids. The record is from RefSeq and is a predicted model, not a curated record.
UCCGUUUCCCUCCCUCACCGGCGUACGCGCCGCCGCGCCGCCGCGCAUCACGGUGGUCUCGCCGUGACUGGCUGCUCGGUGCCCGUCUCAUCAUGAGCUUCGAGCGCAGCUCUGAGAUCCCGCUCCCACUCCAAUGCCGGGCUCCUCCCUUCGGGGCCUCCUCGCGUCACCGGCACCUCUCCCGGAGCGCUCGCUCCUCGCGGCCCACGCCCUCCUGACCACGUCCGGCCUCGCCGCGGACACCGCGCUCCUCGCGCACUUCGCCAGGCACCUCGCCUCCGCGCGGGGGCGCCAGGGCGACCGCUCCUACUCCGCCUUCCGCGCGCUGCUCCUCCUCCGCCCCCGCUGCGCCCACCCGUUCAACGCUCUCAUCUCCCACCUCACCCACGCAGGCGACCCCUCCGCCGCGUUCCGCGCCUUCGCGCUCCUCCUGGCGUCCAGCGCGGGCGCGGGCCCGCGGCACGACGGGUACACGCUCCCCGCGGCGCUCAAGGCGUGCGCGCGGCUGGGUAGACUCCGGGAGGGCAGCCAGGCGCACACGGUCGCGGAGAAAGCCGGCUUCCUGGGGCGCAUUCCUGUACAGAACGCGCUGGUCAUGUUAUAUGGUGCCUGCGGCCAGCCUGGCGAUGCGAGGAGGGUGUUCGACGAAAUGACCGAGCGGGACGUCGUGUCAUGGACCGCGCUAUUGUCUGUGUUCACCAGGGGAGGUAUGUUUGCGGAGGCUCUCGAGGUCCUUCGUGAGAUGGACGUUACACCGAACGAGGGGACACUGGCGAGCACACUUGUUGCUUGUGGAAGACUGGGUAUGGCACAUGCUGGGAAGGCGGUGCAUGGAUGGUAUGUCAAGAGGGAGAAGGAGCUGAGCCCGAUUGUUGGUAAUGCUCUGUUAGAUAUGUAUGUCAAGUGUGAGAAACUGGAUCUUGCAAGGAGGGUAUUUGACAUGCUUUUGGCGAGGGACAUUGUUUCAUGGACGGUUAUGAUUAGUGGUUCGGUGCAGUGCAAGCGCUCUAGUGAGGCAUUGGAGUUGUUCAAUGCGAUGCAGACAUCAGGUGUGAAGCCAGACAAGGUUGUUCUUUCCACUGUCCUCUCAGCCUGUGCGAGCUUGGGCGCGCUGGAGUCUGGUAGGUGGGUUCAUGAGUACAUAGAACGGAAGGGCAUUGAGUGGGAUGUGCAUGUGGGGACUUCAGUUGUUGAUAUGUACGUGAAGUGUGGAUGCUUAGACACUGCUGUUUCCAUCUUCCAAAAGAUGCCCCUCAAGAAUGUUUCUUCCUGGAAUGCAUUGAUCAAUGGGUUUGCAUUGCAUGGCCGUGGCAGGGAGGCUCUUGACUGCUUUGACAGGAUGGUUGCGUCAGGUUUGCACCCCAAUGAGGUCACUUUUAUAACUGUCCUCGGCGCAUGUUGCCACUCUGGUUUAGUGCAAAAAGGUCGUCAGUUGUUUGAGUUGAUGACAAAGUCAUACAAGCUCUCAGUUUGGGAAGAGCAUUAUGGUUGCAUGGUUGAUCUUCUAGGGAGAGCUGGGCUCAUCCAGGAAGCAUAUGAUGUAAUUAAGGCCAUGCCUAUGAGACCUUCUGUGCUCACAUGGGGAGCCCUACUAAGUGCAUGCCAAGCUCAUGGAUGGAUAGAUUUCUCGCAGCAGAUUCUUACUCGUGUCCAUGAGUUGGAGCCCUCUGGUAAUGGGGUUUAUGUCCUUCUCUCCAAUGUAUAUGCAGUGAGUGAUAGAUGGGCAGAUGUGAGGAAGGUGAGAGGGUUCAUGAAUGAGAAAGGCAUGCAGAAGGAACCGGGAUCCAGUGUGAUUGAGGUGAAUGGAAAGACCUGUGAAUUCUUAGUUGGACAACAGAACCAUCUGUAUAUGGAUGAUGUUUGUGCAAUGCUUUCUGUGCUAAUGAAACAAAUAUAUCUGAAUGGUUCUUCAUGACCAAACAUAUUGUGAGAUACUUAAAGUUGGUCCUAACGACUAGGUGAUUGAUUUGGUUGGUUUAUUGUGUUCUGCUGAGAUCACUUGGUUACUUGUGUUUCAUUUGGACGAAUGAUGAUCAAUGCUUAAAUCUUGGAUUGGUUACUAUGUUUUCCUUUUCACUAUUUGCUGUUCCUACGCUAAUGUGAGAAUUUGUGGUACUAAAGCUGGGCAGUAAGUGGUCUACAAAUAAAGAGUCAGAUCAGAUAUGCCUAACAGUGAAUGCCAGCUACUAUUACAAUGUUAGAGCCUGGGCAUGAUAAAUGGUGAAUCUCCAACAAGUCAUUGCCAUAUAUUGAGACUGAUAAAUGGUGAAU